Talpa occidentalis (Iberian mole) is the source of this 1341-nucleotide messenger RNA. RefSeq names its product patr class I histocompatibility antigen, A-126 alpha chain-like. Gene Ontology annotation, molecular function: signaling receptor binding; peptide antigen binding. NCBI's taxonomy places the organism in Eukaryota, Metazoa, Chordata, Mammalia, Eulipotyphla, Talpidae. The transcript is spliced from 7 exons. The record is from RefSeq and is a predicted model, not a curated record. Gene Ontology annotation, cellular component: external side of plasma membrane. The coding region runs from base 41 to 1216 and encodes 391 amino acids. Gene Ontology annotation, biological process: antigen processing and presentation of endogenous peptide antigen via MHC class Ib; antigen processing and presentation of endogenous peptide antigen via MHC class I via ER pathway, TAP-independent; immune response.
UCCUGGACUCCUUCUCCCCAGGCCCCUGGAAGGGAGUGUGAUGCCCCUCACCCUCCUGCUGCUGCUCUGGGGGCCCCUGGCCCUGAUGGAGACCCGGGCGGGCUCCCACUCCCUGAGGCUUUUCUACACCGCGACGUCCCGCAAUGGCAACGGCAACAGCAAAGGCAAUGGCAACCACAACCACAAUGGGGAGCCCCGCUUCAUCGCCGUGGGCUACGUGGACGACACGCAGUUCGGGCGGUUCGACAGCGACUCUCCAGGCCAGAGUGUGGAGCCUCGGGCGCCCUGGGCGGAGCAGGUGGGGCAGGAGGACCUGGAUGAGGAGACUCAGAACCAAAGGGACAACGUGCUGUGGUGCGAAGCGCUCCUGAGGGACCUGCGUGGCCGCUACAACCAGAGCAAGAACGGGUCUCACACCCUCCAGAGGAUGUUUGGCUGUGAAGUGGGGCCAGACCUGAGUCUCCUCGGUGGGUAUGAAAAGUUCGCCUACGACGGCGCGGAUUUCAUCUCCCUGAGCGAGGACCUGCGCUCCUGGACCCCCGCGGACCCGGUGGCUCAGAUCACCCAGCGCGAGUGGGAGGCGCAGGGGAGGGCCGAGCGCGUCAGGCACAGUAUACAUGGCAGGUGCUUCCAGUGGCUCCUCAGAUUCCUGAUUUUGGGGAAGGAGGUGCUGCAGCGCACAGAUCCCCCCAAAACACAAGUGACCCACCACCCCACCUCUGACCAGAAGGUCACCCUGAAGUGCUGGGCCCUGGGCUUCUACCCUGCGGACAUCACCCUGACCUGGCAGCAGAAUGGGGAGAACCUGACCCAGGACACAGAGCUGGUGGAGACCAGGCCUGGGGGGAAUGGAACCUUCCAGAAGUGGGCAGCUGUGGUGGUGCCUUCUGGAGAGGAGCAGAGAUACACGUGCCAUGUGAAGCAUGAGGGGCUAUUGGUGCCUACAGUCCUGACUUGGGUGCCCCCUCCUCAGUCCUCCAUCCCCACUGCGGGCAUCAUUGCUGGCCUGGUUCUCCUUGGAGCUGUGGUGGCUGCAGCUGUGUGGUGGAGGAAUACGGGGUCAGGGGGACACACAGUCAGCUACAGUCAGGCAGCAGUUUGCUUCUUCAGGUGCCAGAUUUGUGUACAGCACACGGGCUCCUCCCUUUUAAGGACCUAUAGGUGGACUUCACAAAAAUCAAGCCUUGCAGAGGCUACAGAUAUCUGCUUGUUUUGAUCUGCACCUUCUCUGGGUGGGUAGAGGUGUCCCCUCCAGAAUGGAGAAGGCCCAAGAGUCACCAAAGCUCUUGUAAAAGAAAUAAUUCCUAGAUAUGGGGUCCCAGUGACUACUGGCAGUGAUAC